This is a messenger RNA of Eublepharis macularius, 1761 nucleotides long. Its product is annotated as zinc finger protein 883-like. The record is from RefSeq and is a predicted model, not a curated record. The coding region runs from base 1 to 1761 and encodes 586 amino acids. NCBI's taxonomy places the organism in Eukaryota, Metazoa, Chordata, Lepidosauria, Squamata, Eublepharidae. The transcript is spliced from 4 exons.
AUGAAGCCAGCUCAGGCAAGUGAUAAGGAAGAACCUCAGAUUUCCAAACCUGCCUUCAUAUCCUGGCUGGAGGAAGAGGAGGAGCAGCUUGUCGUGUUCUCCGAUGAAGAGACGGGGUUGGCAGAUGGUGUAUGGGAGUCAGCAGAUGAACAUCCACUGAUGGAGAGAAAACUUGUGUAUUCCCAUGGGGAAGAGAACAUUGAAUAUUGUGAUGCUUUGAGAAUGAGGGAGGGAAAAACUCCACUUAGUGGAAAGAAAAAUCCUGAUACUUCACAUGGUGACAAUUCUGAAGAAAUUCCACACCUUAAAAAAGCAUACCAAGAUUACACCGGAGAGAAAAAAUAUAAAUGUUUGGAGUGUGGAAAAACCUUUCAUCACAAUGGAAGCCUUAACAUCCAUCGAAGAGUUCACACAGGGGAGAAACCAUAUAAAUGCCUGGAGUGUAGAAAAAGCUUCAGCCAGAGUGCACACCUUAAUGCCCACCAAAGAAUUCACACAAGAGAGAAACCAUAUAAAUGCCAGGAGUGUGGGAAAAGCUUCACUGACAGUAGAGACCUUUCUGAACACCAAAGAGUUCACACAGGGGAGAAACCAUAUAAAUGCCUGGAGUGUGGAAAAGGCUUCAGGCGAAGUGCACACCUUAAUGUCCACCAAAGAAUUCACACAGGGGAGAAACCAUAUAAAUGCCUGGAUUGUGAAAAAAGCUUCAGUCAGAGUCACCACCUUUCUUCCCACCAAAGAAUUCACACAGGAGAGAAACCAUAUAAAUGCCUGGAGUGUAGAAAAAGCUUCAGCCAGAGUGCACAACUUAAUGUCCACCAAAGAAUUCACACAGGGGAGAAACCAUAUAGAUGCCAGGAGUGUGGAAAAAGCUUCACUGACAGUAGAGACCUUUCUGAACACCAAAGAGUUCACACAGGGGAGAAACCAUAUAAAUGCCUGGAGUGUGGAAAAGGCUUCAGGCGAAGUGCACACCUUAAUGUCCACCAAAGAAUUCACACAGGGGAGAAACCAUAUAAAUGCCUGGAUUGUGAAAAAAGCUUCAGUCAGAGUCACCACCUUUCUUCCCACCAAAGAAUUCACACAGGAGAGAAACCAUAUAAAUGCCUGGAGUGUAGAAAAAGCUUCAGCCAGAGUGCACACCUUAAUGCCCACCAAAGAAUUCACACAGGAGAGAAACCAUAUAAAUGCCAGGAGUGUGGGAAAAGCUUCACUGACAGUAGAUACCUUUCUGAACACCAAAGAGUUCACACAGGGGAGAAACCAUAUAAAUGCCUGGAGUGUGGAAAAGGCUUCAGGCGAAGUGCACACCUUAAUGUCCACCAAAGAAUUCACACAGGGGAGAAACCAUAUAAAUGCCUGGAGUGUGAAAAAAGCUUCAGUCGGAGUCACCACCUUUCUUCCCAUCAAAGAAUUCACACGGGAGAGAAACCAUGUAAAUGCCUGGAGUGUAGAAAAAGCUUCAGCCAGAGUGCACACCUUAAUGCCCACCAAAGAAUUCACACAAGAGAGAAACCAUAUAGAUGCCAGGAGUGUGGAAAAGGCUUCAGCCAGAGUGCACAACUUAAUGUCCACCGAAGAAUUCACACAGGGGAGAAACCAUAUAAAUGUCUGGAGUGUGAAAAAAGCUUCAGUCAGAGUCACCACCUUUCAUCCCACCAAAGAAUUCACAUGGGAGAGAAACCAUAUAAAUGCCUGGAGUGUAGAAAAAGCUUCAGCCAGAGUGCACACCUUAAUGCCCACCAAAGAAUUCACACCUGA